Messenger RNA from Myxocyprinus asiaticus (Chinese sucker), 7006 nucleotides. RefSeq names its product forkhead box protein O1-A-like. Gene Ontology annotation, cellular component: nucleus. The record is from RefSeq and is a predicted model, not a curated record. The transcript has 4 exons. Gene Ontology annotation, biological process: regulation of transcription by RNA polymerase II. Bases 774 to 2747 code for a protein of 657 amino acids. Gene Ontology annotation, molecular function: DNA-binding transcription factor activity, RNA polymerase II-specific; RNA polymerase II cis-regulatory region sequence-specific DNA binding. Lineage: Eukaryota; Metazoa; Chordata; Actinopteri; Cypriniformes; Catostomidae.
ACAUUAUGAAUACAUAAUAUGAUCAAAUGCAAAUAAACAUAACUGUCCCAUUUAGAUUCCCUUUAUUGGCUGAGUAAAAAUAGAUCAGAACAGGCACUACGGAGUCGAUAACGAGAUUUCAGAAGCAGAUAAUCGGAUAUUUGCUCUUACGUCAGCAUAUUAUUUACCACAACAAUCCUUUCUUUAUUUUGCAAAUGGUCACCUUGAGUGCUUUGAUCUCAAAAUACCAAAACACCGUACUUUUGUGCGUUUAAUUAUACAGAAAUAAAACCAAGUCGUAAGAAACAAUGUGGUCAUAAGGGAGUUGCGCUUUCAUAACAUUCGUAACUCGGCGAAAGUUUGUUUACUAGUUCUCGGCGGACCAAAACACGGCUUGUUUCGCUUUCGAACGCGCGCCUGUGAUUGGCUGUCGGCGCUUGUCAAUCAUCUGCGGGGGCGGUGUCGGGUGACAUAUGAUAGUGAGUUCCAGUAAACGCGCUGGACAGAUUAAGUAUACACACACACACACAUUCAACAAGCGACAGCAGCAGUACUUUCACACACUACUGGACUAGACUGGAUUACAAAACUUCAUAACAACACCAUUCUGAAGCCAUUCUAUCUGCUUUGACCCACGCUGACGCACUAGACAGUAGCUAUCAAUGUAACUUAAGUCAGUUUAAAGCUAUUAUCAUCAUUUAAUUUCUCUUUAUUUUCAUCGCCGUUCGCGUCGUCAUAAUUUAUUUCGCUAAUCAUAUGUGACAUUUUACGAGACAUACAGUAUUGCUGGUACCAUGGCUGAAGCAGCCCAGAACCAGAUGGUCGAGAUCGACCCGGACUUCGAGCCGCUUUCUCGUCCCCGUUCGUGCACUUGGCCGCUGCCGCGACCGGAGUUCACCAACCCCGCAGCCGCCGACUCCAACACAUCGUCCCCGGCUCCGUCCGUCAAGCAGGAGCCUUCCAGCAACACGGACUUUAUCAACAACUUAAGUCUGCUGGAAGAGAAUGAGGACUAUCCCGAUCAGAAACCGCUCAUGUGCGGAGAUUUCCAGUGCCAAGAGAACUGCAUCCACCAGCAGCACCAGCAGCACCAGAUCCCGAGUCACCAGCAACAGGUGCCCGUGCUCUCCUCUCCAGUGGCCGCUGCCGCAGCCGCCGCCGCCGCGCAGCGCAAGAGCAGCUCGUCCCGACGCAACGCCUGGGGGAAUAUGUCAUACGCGGACCUGAUCACCAAAGCCAUCGAGAACUCCCCCGAAAAGCGGCUCACUUUGUCUCAGAUCUACGACUGGAUGGUGAAAAGCGUCCCUUAUUUUAAGGACAAGGGGGACAGUAACAGCUCUGCUGGUUGGAAGAACUCGAUCAGACACAACCUGUCCCUGCACAGUAGGUUUAUCCGUGUGCAGAAUGAGGGCACGGGCAAGAGCUCUUGGUGGAUGCUCAACCCUGAAGGCGGCAAGAGUGGCAAGUCACCCCGACGCCGAGCUGCCUCCAUGGACAACAACAGCAAGUUUGCCAAGAGCAGAGGGCGAGCGGCAAAGAAAAAGCUGGCUCUUCAGGGUGGGCCUGAGGGGGGUGCAGAAAGCCCUGGCUCUCAGUAUGGCAAGUGGCCUGGCAGUCCGAACUCCCACAGCAAUGAUGACUUUGACGCCUGGACAGCUUUCCGUCCUCGCACCAGCUCCAAUGCCAGCACUCUGAGCGAGCGUCUCUCGCCCUUCAUUGACGAUGAACUUGGCGACUCUGACGUCCACAUGGUCUACCCAGGCCCUGGCUCAGGGGCCAAAAUGACCUCCACCCUCCCCAGCCUGUCUGAGAUGGCUGGAUCUCUGGGACACAGCGGCUCUGAAAAUGUCAUGGAGGACCUUCUAGAUAACCUCAACUUGCUCUCACCUAAGAACCCAUCAGUGGGGUCGGCAGGAGGGCCUGGGUCAGGGUCCAACCAGUCCUCGCCCUCCUCCCUCAUGCAGGCCAGCCCUGGUUACUCCCCCUACAACUCCCCAGGUCUAGCCGCGGUCAACCAGCAGACCCAACAAGACUAUCGUAAAUGUCUCUAUGGCCAGGCAGGAAUGGGCAGCAUGUCCUCCAUGCCAAUGCAGCCUCUGCCAGAAUCCAAGCCCAGCUUUGGUCCUGGUCCAGGAUCCAUGGGCCAGUUUAACUGCACAGCAGGGUUAUUAAAGGAGCUUCUGACAUCUGACGGGGAGCCUGGAGAGCUCAUGCCCUCAGUGGACACUGUUGUUUCCCAGUCAAUUGGAGGCAGUGGAUGUAUGCUGCCUCCUUACAGUAGUGCCCGGAAUGAACUUAUGGGAGGUGGGGCUUCUCACACUCGCACCCUCUCCCAUCCGCACAACAUGCACAGACAAGCAAGACCCCCAUCAGUGGCGAUGAAUGGGCGGACACUGCAUCCCUUGACUAGCAUUGGCCACAGCGGUGCUGCUGGACGACUAGAAAGCAUCAAAACAGCCAUGCAGAUGCAGUAUGGUGGCACUGCCCAUCUUGGGGGUGGGCUCCCACCUUACUGCAAUGUCAACAGCAAUGGAUAUGGCCGCAGCCCAGGGCUGAUGCCACACCAGCAGCAGCAACACCUGGAGAAGCUGCCCAGCGAUCUGGAUGGGAUGCCCGUGGAGCGAUUCGAAUGCGACGUGGAGUCCAUCUUACACGACACGCUCAUGGAUGGAGAGUCGUUGGACUUCAACUUCGACCCCAUGGCCACCCAACAGGGUUUUGCACCUCACAGUGUAAAGACCACCACGCACAGCUGGGUGUCUGGGUAAAAUCUACACAUCUCAACUGGAGAACAGCAAUGCUGAGCAGCUGUAUACACCAAUCCAAAACUAUCAUGAAUCUCUCGUCAAGGACUUAGCCUCAAUUAUUACUUCUUUAGCAGAGGCGGUGCAAUACAACCUCACACUGCCAAGCAAAUGGGCUCAAUGUGGAGCUAAUUUACAAGAACACUUUUCCUCCGACGUUGGGACUUAAAUUCAAACCAAGUGCCAAACCAGGUGCCUGUGAGCCAUAGCCAAAUUGACCAGCUUCAUUUUGCUGCCUUUUUCUCACUGUAGAGAACCAGUGGUCAAAUCAGGACAAUGACAACCUGAGGCCCUUACAGCUGCUGCAACACAUAAAUAAACCAAUGUCCAUACAAAUAUUCUGUAAUGUUUUUACAGCCACAUACAUUAGAGGCAAACUGUGAUAAAGUAGAACCACCAAAUUCAACACCUGGCACCACAAAAGUACAUAUGAUACUCAUUGAACAGUGACAUGCAUGUUAAUAGAUCUCUUUUAAAUGUCGCGUUAUCAGUUUAAAGUGCUACCCUGCAAUUUAUGUUGAGAGUUAUAAUGCGUUCAUGCUGUGCUUCAUGGAGACUUCAUGACUGGCCUUAUUGUGAAGAAGAACUGGAACAGUGGUAGAUGAAAACCUGGAAUAACUGUAAAUAGAUUAAUUUAGAAAAGGUCCUGAACAAACACAAUCUCAAAAAAAGUUAGGGAAAUUUUCACAGACUAGUUGAACUACGUCGCACACAGCAUAUCGUAACACUUGUUUCUGUCACGUCAGUCAGUGUACGUGACAUUGAGCAGAUGUACUACAUUUCUAAAGAGCGUGUUACUAUAAAUUGGUGUACAGAGAGUUUACACAAUUAUAUCAACAAUCAGGGCAACAGAUUUAAUGUUGUUUUGUACAAACUGGAUCUGACAUUUUACAUAUUGGUGGUCUUACACAAAAGGGUGUUUCUCAUUCGAACUGUAUACAUCUUUCCACAUCUUUUGUAAAUACAUGAAAUAUAUAUUUCAAAGGCAUAUAAAGUAGAAAUAUUGAGGGUUUUCUUUCUUUUUGUAUUAUCUGAAUUAUUGUUAUUGCUGUUUAUUACUGGCUUCAGUUUGACAUUAAGCUGUGUAUAGUGUAUUUCAGAAGAGUUUUGGGGCCCUCAAAGAACAAAUACUCAAUUUUUAGAAUAUUUCACUAGUGUUUUUCUACUUUGAAAAAGUACAUUGUGGCCCAUAUAAGAGCUGAAUGGGAAAUAAAGGAUUGAGACUUUAUGAAGAUCUCAGUCUGAAAAUUUCCAUAAUAAGAAACCUUGACAUUUUGAGAAAUUGUUGGAUUUGUGUUUAAAAGGACAGUUUACUCAAAAAUUAGAAUUCUGUCACCAUGCACUCACCCAAUGUUGUUCAAAACCUUUAUUACUUUCUUUCUUCAGCUGAAAUCAAAAGUAUAUUAUAGGUAGAAUUUUGGCCUCAGUAGCCAUUCUCUUUCAUUGUAUAGAAAAACAAAAUGCAGUGAGAGUGACUGAGACUCACACACUGCCAAACAGUGUUCCAUGGACAAAAAGAAAGUCAUAUGGGUUUGGAUCAAAAUUAGGGUGAAUGAUGACAGUAAUGAUGACAGUAUAUUCAUUUUUGGGUGAACUACCCCUUUAAGUAUUGCUCACCGGGCCCCUAAUGCCAUUAGAUCCUUGUGACAGUGGCAGAUAUUGUAGUUCAGAAAUACAGCACAAGAAGACUCUCCUAUGCAUUCCCCACCAUAUUGAAUCUGUUCCUGUUGUAAUUCUACAGUCCUCUGCCUUUAAGAAAAUGUGGAGCGUUUUUGAAAACAUUAUUUAUUAGGCUAAAGAAGAAGCGAUGUGAUUGAAUCAUAUCACAGUGUAUCAUUUACACUUUUAUUAUAUUUCUAUUUAAUUUCUCUUCUCUCACAAAUUUUAAGCACUGUGAUGUAUACGUACUAAUUUUGUGGUGAUUUUCCAAGUUUGUUCUGCCUCAGAAACAUCUCUUGAACUCAAAGUAUACCCAUCUUUCACUCUCUUGACCUUUUUUUCAUUUGCACAUGCAUAUCUCACUCCCUUUACUGCAGAUUUCAACAAAUUUGGUUAUUUUGCACCUAUAUGCAGACAUUUAAACGUUGCAAACUGGCAAGUGUACUGUAUAUUGAACCAGGGUGAAAGUAUCAUUGAUAAUUCAUUAAAGACUUUGUUCAAAAUGAUUUCUUGAAUAGUGUUAUAAAACAGAUGUUGAAGACAUUUUUAUGCUUUGUAGAUUUAGAUAUGUGAGGUGCUGACUAUUGGACAGUUUUUUAAAAUUAUUAAUGUUAUUAAAGAGUUUUUUUAUAUAUAAUUUGGGGACACUUACAAUGUGUCCCAACUAGGCAUGAUGCGAUAAAAGCUCACUUCCAUGUAAAUCUGAGUUUUUAUCCUUCUUUGCUGCGAUGAGCAACAGGGCAUUUUGUCAGUUGUUUGGUUUCUAUUCCUUUGCCAUUGUGCUAGGUAGCCCCGCCCACAAUCAAAUCUCAUUGGUCCAAAAACAGUCUGGAUCCAGAAGUUAAAAUCCUAUUCAUUUUUUCCAUAGACAAAUAGAUUUUUAAUGAUAACUUCUUAACGUUUAAAGAUGAAUCUACCGUGAGCUCAGAGGUUGUUAAUCAAUGGUUGAAGCCAUUAGUCCGCGAUAUUUGAUUUGCCAUAAUUUGAGAAAAAAAAAAUUCCUGGUGAAAAACUACACAACCGAUAAUCCUGAAAAAGAAAAAUCCACCAAUCAGAGAAUGGUGGCAAACAAAUCACACCAAAAGAGCUUUGCAGUGACCGCCCACUCCAAUGAAGCACUUCGAAUUACAUAAUUCAGUCUCCCUGUACUCUCAAAAUACUUACUACAAUUUACUUAUAUAUUAUCCUUAUAAUCAAUGCUUUUAAAUCAAUAGUUUAAAAUUUUUCCAUCAUUUUUAAUUAGUUUACGUCAUUCGCAAUGCAUCACAGGAUGACAUCAAGUACACAGUCUUUGUGGGGGUUUUUUUCAAACACAUUUUUUGCUUCAAAUCAAAGUUUGUAAUGUUGUGAUAAAUCUUUUAUGAAGCAGGUUUUUUUUUUUUUUUUUAAAUCCCUAUGGAAAAAAUGAAUGAGAAAAAUACUUCCAGAACCAAGACGGUUGAGAAAAAGGGAGCUGUUUUAUUCCUGUGGUGUUAUAGCCCCGCCCACAGUAAAAAUUUAGUUGAUCCAAAAUCCUGCACCACAUAUUGGCAUAUUAAACAAUCAAAUAUGUUCUGAUUGGCUGUGAACGUGUGGCAUCACGCAGCAUUUUCGCUCUCAGUGUGGACAAAUUACCAGACAUCUGUUAAAUUCACAAACAUCUCACGUCAUUAAUUUAAUAUCCAUUUACCUCUGACCCACACUGUCUCAGUCAACACAGAUACAGUAGGUUUUACAAAAAUGACUGUGUCCACCAUUAAUAUCCAUAAUGCACAAAACCUGGCAUACAUUUGCUUUGUGAAUUUUGCAGGUGACCCCACCCAUGGGGUCACCUGUGUACUUUGAUGAUAAUUAUUUGACCGAUUUUGCGAUAUUUGAUAUUUUAUAGAGCUGUGGAGUUGAUUUAACGUCGCUUGUUAGUUCAUAGUUCUGAUGAAUAUGAAGUAUAUUUAGAGAGUAGAAGAUAAUUUACAUGCAAUGCUUUUUGUACACUGACACUGUUAUCCUUGUAUUUAGCAGCAGCUUGUAGAAAAACAAUAUAUAUAUAUAUAUAUAUAUAUAUAUAUAUAUAUAUAUAUAUAUAAAUAUAUAUAUAGAGAGAGAGAGAGAGAGAGAGAGAUAAUUGGGGGAAAAAAUUGGAGGAAAUGUCUUGUUCGGUUUGGACCAAUUUUUAUUGAAAAACUAUAAACUAUAAAUUAAGAUAUUGCACUUUUUCCAUAAAUGUAAUGAGUUCUCUUAGAGAGAGAAGACGGAAGUGAAGAUGAUCUAUUUUGAAACAAACUUUUACAUUUCUUAACUUAUGUACAGAAAUGAUUUGAUUCACAAUCAAAAGAUGAUAUAACUAAAGGUGCAGUUUGUUUAUAUAGUUGAGAAGACAAAAGAGAAACUGAUUGAAGACAAUGUUAUUCUGACAAUGCCAAUACUGACAUAUACUGUAUGUAUAUUGUAUCUUCAUUCUUUUAGUUUGUCAGCUGUGAGCAAACAGUUUGUGAAAUGUGAGGCCAUAGCACUAGUUUUGCUCUUGAUGCUGCUGUAAAAAGCCAUGUGUAUAUAAAUUAUGUUAUAUAAAGACGAAUCUAAAGUGA